GUCAGCGACCGCUAAAAGACAGUCGGUCCAUUUUUUCUGGAGAGAUGUAGGCGUAGAGACAGGCAGGAGCAUGAGGCUUUUUACUUCAGCGAUAUCCCUCUUCGCGAAUACAGUGUGGUUGGUUUUUUAUUGUUUAUCGACAGGAUGUGCGGGCAGUGAAGAGGAACCGUCUUCUGCAGCUCAGACUAAAACUGACACCGGUGCCAACAAAUACAGUAACAGUGAACCCGCUCGACAAUCAGGCCCCUCCAUGGCGCCAACACUGACUCCUCCAGCAUCCAACGCGAACAGCGCAUUUGCCACGCUGACACCAAACCCAUGUAGCUGGGCAGUAGAUUAUCGCAUACUUAUCCCGGUUGCCACCGGCUCGGUGAUCUUGUCUAUACUGGGCAGCGUAUUCAUCAUCAGGUGUGCCGAUUGCCGUAAACGUCACCGGGAACAACGUGAAAGGCAAAAAUCGUUGAACAGGAUGCAGCGGGAGACUGAGUUAGAGACUUGGCGGGUGACCGAGCAGGGGAGAGAGCAGGAGAGGUAUAAUUUAAGUGGACCGAAACGUCGAAGUAAAAAGCGUCGUGCUCACCAUAGCGUGCGUACUCCUCAAAGAGACCAAGGGGACAUUUUUAAAGAGCAGGAAGAAGAAGAGACAGCUUUUACUGAAACGAGCCUUUUGGAUGAUUUCGAAUCAAAUUCCUAUGAUGACACAGCGGCUUGCCCGUACUCUUACGUUACAAACCAAGACCGAUUUUGCGAAGAAUUUACCGUGCAUAACGAGAAGACGGGAGAAGAUUAUGGAAAUCCGAACAAAGCUGAUCAGUGUAUCACUUUGGACGAAAUCUCUCAUGUUUAUUUAACUUUCAGAACCGUGAAACGAAAAUCUUUGAUGCCAGGUACAGAAAAAGAAAAUACAAGCCUGAAUGUCAUGGAACGUCCACGUGAAACUAGUCGUGUAUCAUUUAACCUGAUGCCGAUGGCCAACGCAAGGGAAGGGACGUGUCCGCUGCAAAGUACCAACGGGCUGACGGCGCUUCUGAAGCCAGAUUGUCACUGUAGUAGGAAGUUAACAGCAAGCAUGGUGAGCUCACAGUCGUCGAAGCGCACUGGUGAAAUAGAGGAGUUUAUUCUCGUGCAGCAGGAAUCCAGUGGACAACACCCAAAAAAGACACAGGAGAAACCCGCCAUUGCUCCCAAGCCGCGACAAAACGGAACCACUGUGGUACCCGCAAUCCGAGGCCAAUUUGACGACGGUGAACGUGACGACGAAAUUUACCAGAAUAUCUAUUCACCAACCGUUCGGGCAGCCACAUUACCUCCACGCCCGGCUCCAAGGCGUUCAUUAGGGAAGAAGCGACUUACCGCACCUAGGAAUAAGAGGCGAAAAAGCCGGGACCUCCUUUCCAACGCGGUCCACCCGGAUCCACCCAGCAUGAACAAGGAAGGGUACCAGCUUCUCCGAGACCCUCCGCCCAAACGGCCACAAUAUCGCUCCUACGCCGCACUCACUCUUAAUGAGGAAACAGUACCCAAAACCGUUGAAGAGACGGAGGUGUAUCAAAAGAGGAACAUUUACGUCAAAAAUACGAGAGGUGAACGUAAAUGACAAUUUUUUCUAGUUAUAAAAUGCUUAAGAUAAUUUUUGUGUAAGUCUUGGCUUUGAAAUAAGAUUUUCCCCAUCAAAUAUAUUUUAGAGCAAAUGACCGGCUCCAUGGGUAGGGGGAUGGGAAUUCCUUUGCUUUUCUGUCUCAGAUUUAAAAGUACUAAUGGGCGGAUUACCUCAUUGAUAUGACAAAUGGAAAAUACUGCACAUAAUAAUAACUAUAAACAUUUUAUUUAAUAAAUUGAUCUGACUUAAAACAGACGAUAUAUUUUCAGUGUACAUAAAUUGUGUGUUUUAAGGGCUUAAAAGUUUAUUUUAUGCUUGUUUAUUUUUGAGAUCUAUGAUAUAUAGUAUAUUGGAAUAGUGUAUAUCAUU
Lingula anatina is the source of this 1969-nucleotide messenger RNA. RefSeq lists its product as uncharacterized. The record is from RefSeq and is a predicted model, not a curated record. NCBI's taxonomy places the organism in Eukaryota, Metazoa, Brachiopoda, Lingulata, Lingulida, Lingulidae.